GAUUGCAUCCAAUUUCUAUCUCUAUUCCAAAUUUUCAUUUUUUUUUUCUUUUUUAAAAUUAAUUACUCGCCUAUCUUUGGGUCUGCAGCCACUGACUACUCUCGCCAUAACUGGAUUAGACUGAGCUGAGACUGUUCGAUUUCGGUUUUUGAUGGAGGAUCAACAAGGAAGAUAUACCUGUUCAUAAGUCCUUAACUACUGAGAGAGCUGAACCGAAUCGAACUGAAUUGGAACGAUGCGUCGAGAGAUCUCGUUUCUGAUUCAGCCAAGAUGCCUUCUUCUUUUCGUAGUUCUUUCAAUUUUUCUCAUAUUCGCCUUCUCUACUCCUAAAAGAGAGGAGGAACGUGUGGAGAAAAUAGAAGAGGUUCCUGAAAUAACCCAUAGAGUAUAUCUGGAUAUAGAUAUUGAUAAACAACGUUAUGGUAGAAUUGUGAUUGGAUUAUAUGGCAAGGUUGUACCCAAAACUGUCGAAAACUUUAGGGCGUUGUGCACAGGGGAGAAAGGAAAAGGUGUUCAUGGAAAAGAACUUCACUACAAGGGAUCUCCAUUUCAUCGUAUAAUAUCUGGUUUUGUUAUUCAAGGGGGAGAUAUAAUAAACGGUGAUGGAAGGGGAUACGAAUCCAUUUAUGGUGGCACCUUUCCUGAUGAGAACUUCAAAAUAAAACAUUCACAUGCUGGCGUUGUUUCCAUGGUGAAUUCAGGACCUGAUUCCAAUGGCUCACAAUUUUUUAUCACCACUGUCAAGGCCAGCUGGCUAGACGGAGAGCAUGUUGUGUUUGGUAAAGUUAUUCAAGGCAUGGACACUGUGUUUGCCAUUGAAGGUGGAGCUGGAACCUACAGCGGAAAACCCAGGAAGAAGGUGAUUAUUGCUGAUUCGGGGGAGAUACCAAAGAGCAAGUGGGAUGAGGAAAAAAGAUGACAAAGCCUUGGAGCUUCAAGAUUUUUCUUUCAGCUUUUUAUGUAGAUGGGCUUUGUUUUUAAGCUUAUCUAUGCUCUUUCUAUCAUCCCAUUACACCUUCAUUAUUAUAUGAGAAAUUGUAGUAAAUGGACUCAAAUCAUAAGAUUAUGUUCGUAAAUGUUAUUAUUUUAAAACUUGUAGCAAAA
Cannabis sativa is the source of this 1104-nucleotide messenger RNA. Its product is annotated as peptidyl-prolyl cis-trans isomerase CYP21-1-like. Gene Ontology annotation, biological process: protein folding; protein peptidyl-prolyl isomerization. Bases 236 to 919 code for a protein of 227 amino acids. NCBI's taxonomy places the organism in Eukaryota, Viridiplantae, Streptophyta, Magnoliopsida, Rosales, Cannabaceae. Gene Ontology annotation, molecular function: peptidyl-prolyl cis-trans isomerase activity. The record is from RefSeq and is a predicted model, not a curated record. Gene Ontology annotation, cellular component: intracellular membrane-bounded organelle. The transcript is spliced from 7 exons.